AUGGAUAACUUCUCCACCAUCGAUCUCGCAGCUCUUUGCGACGAACUUGACUUCGUUCAAGACGUGGAAGCUUUAAUGGCCUCCUCUACUAUGGGCGACGCAUUUGUGGCGGGAGAGGAUGGCCCUCCUGCUAAUCACGAGCGCCCCGGGGCUGGCGUCAAUCGCGCCUUUUGCGUCAUUGCCUGA
This is a messenger RNA of Coprinopsis cinerea okayama7#130, 186 nucleotides long. Its product is annotated as pheromone Phb2.1 B43. The transcript has a single exon. Gene Ontology annotation, molecular function: mating pheromone activity. Gene Ontology annotation, cellular component: membrane. The coding region runs from base 1 to 186 and encodes 61 amino acids. The record is from RefSeq and is a predicted model, not a curated record. NCBI's taxonomy places the organism in Eukaryota, Fungi, Basidiomycota, Agaricomycetes, Agaricales, Psathyrellaceae.